This is a messenger RNA of Temnothorax curvispinosus, 3738 nucleotides long. Its product is annotated as erythroid differentiation-related factor 1. Lineage: Eukaryota; Metazoa; Arthropoda; Insecta; Hymenoptera; Formicidae. The record is from RefSeq and is a predicted model, not a curated record. The coding region runs from base 40 to 3651 and encodes 1203 amino acids. Gene Ontology annotation, biological process: positive regulation of DNA-templated transcription. The transcript is spliced from 9 exons.
GGAUUUCGGACACAGUGAAUGUUUUGCGGUCACAUGUGAAUGUUGAUGCACGAAGAUAUGUCGAAGAACUCGGAUAUUAAUGAUGAUGCGAACAUGAAGUCAAUGGCCCUGGCUAUACCGCCAGAUUCUCCAAAGAAACCUGUGAAAUCGACCGCAGUGGUGAAAUACUCUGUGGUCCAAACACCAGCGACGUACGCUCAAUUACAAUGUAACACGGACUUGAACCUUCCACCCAGCAACUGGCUCAGCAGCUCGGCGGAAAGUUACGGCCUGCAGAAUGUUUGGUCUCAGAGCACAGGAUUCUCCAGUUUUCGCAUGGCGCACAUGUUUCCCGAUUGCGUUGGCGAAGUGGACGUGGUGUCGGAUGCUGAGAAUAUAAAAAAGUUACUUCAACUACCCUACAAUCAUGAUGUGAUCUCAAUGAUGGUGCAUCGCAUCGAAAACACAUUGCUGCUGGACGACUUUGACAUACACAAGUAUCUACUGAGACAAGCCGAGAGUGACUGGGAAUGGCUGAAAAAGUUCUUCUACGAGCAUAUUUUUCAAAAUCUCGGCGACAAGGAGAAGCGUCUUUUUCACAAGGCAUACAGCAGAAAUAGUUUACAGCAGAGGAACCUAGUAUCGAAGUUUCUGUAUCAUUCCAUAGUAUUGGCGGAUAAAAACAAAGAGAGCGAAAAGCCUCAGUUACCCGUGAAAACGUUAGAGCCAUGUUUGCCCGAGCCGACGCAAGAGGAGAAAGUACCUGAUCCAAAUUACAAUCAUAAUUUUGCAAGGAACGUUGUAUGGACAUUUGAGAACAUACAAAUGCUUAUUGGAACAGACAUGCCGAUAUUCGGCGGUCAGACACAUCCGUGCAUAAGUCUACGACUGAGAGAUAUGACGAAACCUAUCAAUGUCUUAACGGGAAUAGACUAUUGGCUCGACAAUUUGAUGUGCAAUGUUCCGGAAGUCGUGAUGUGUUACCAUUUAAAUGGUAUCGUACAGAAAUAUGAACUGAUCAAGACGGAAGAUCUUCCAAAUUUAGAUAAUUCAAAGUUUAGUCCUAAAGUGAUUCGAGACGUUGCUCAGAACAUUUUGAGUUUCCUAAAAAAUAAUGCGACAAAAGCCGGUCACACUUAUUGGUUAUUUAAGGGUAAGGAUGAUGAUGUUGUGAAGCUGUAUGAUUUGACAUCAUUGUGCAACGAUGUUUCGGAAGAGAAGGGACAAAAUCCCUUCACCGUACCCGUUGCAAUGUUGUUAUACAGAGUAGCUCGCAACAUGAAAUAUUCUCCCGAUUACCAUCGGCAUCAGGGUACGAUCAGAAUGCUGCUGAAAAAUUGCGUUCAAUUGCUGUCCAAAGAGAAAUAUCCGCAGAUCGUUACGUCCGCGCAUUUUAUGCUUUCGGAUUUAUAUAUACCGUCGGAUACUGAUCCAGCCAGUCCAGGAUUAUCAGAUCAAAGCGACGAGGAGGACAUUCAGAGUGAGUGUGGUACGAGUGGUCAAGAAAACGAAAAGGACGACGAGGAGGAGGAGGAGGAGGAAGAAACUUGCGCGAUCAAAUCUUUGACUCUAGCCAACAUGAAAGAGCAAAUGGAACGUGAGCAACCAAAGUAUAAGGCACCUCCGAUGUCCGGUACUAUAGAAGAGAGAUGUCUGGCUGGAUUAGAACACGUUACGCACGGACUCGAGUGCCUUCAGUAUUUUCCGACCGACGACAGCAACGACGAGGAGCAGAAGAAAGCGGAGGAAUAUGAAAAGGAGAAGCGAAAAUACGAGGAGAUGCAUCCGAAUUUAGCGAAACCUUUUCAAGCAAUUCCCAUGCCUUACGCCCCGUUAAAUCGACAAGAUAAAAGUGCCACGUCCGAAAAAAGCUCGGAAAAUCCUAGUCCCGCGCAUAAAAAGAAAAACAAACAGAGGAAGAAGAAAAAUGAGAAGAAUAUUACGAAGGAAGUAGCGAACGUCAGCGCUUUGUUGUGUAAACCGAAAACGGAAACAUUGCCAACGUGGCAUGCGCCGAAAAAGAGUGACAAUAUCUGCUGGAGCGCUCAUUUGAAAAUAUUGUUAUACGAGAAAGCGUCCUUGAUAUUCGCCGUGCUCGCCGAGAAAGAAUACGUAAAUAAAAAUUACGGCGCCUCCUUGAGAUAUAUGCUGGAAGUGCUGUACUGCCAGAAGAUAUUGGAAAUCUUUUGCGGUGUGAGAAACGACAAGUCGAUCAGUUAUCUAUUAGGUCGCGCGGGGGACUGCUGCUUUAUGACAGUGCAAGACUGGGGCAAUGUCGAGAAGCAUAGAAAAGAUUACAAUACGAAGAACGAAAUGGAGGAGAAAAUAGUUGAAGAACUGUUCAGUGUGGAGGAUCUGGAUAUGAAUGGUGCUGAAUUAUUACCGAAGGGAUUAGAAAGUUUAGAAUCUACUUUAGUUUCAUCGUACAAAUGUUACGAGAAAGCUCUGUCAUUGGAGCCGAUGGAUAGGGAUAAAAAUAAUUUGUUGAGACGACUAGGGAAUAUUCAUAACGAGUUGGGGGUGCUUUACAUGAAUCAAGCGAAGUCUCGAUAUCAGCAAGAAAAUCAAACGGACGAAUUAUCGAAUUUAUCAGACGUCACCACGCUUCUAACGCGGUCUUUGACUCACUUGGAAGCUGGCAUUAAGGCCUUCGAGACUGUCCACGACGAGGCGAACCUGGCGCUUUUGCACUCCAACACCGGCCGGCUUAUGCGACUCUGCGCACAUAUGCAUGUCAAACAGAACACGCAGGAGCGUCAUUUUUACAACAAGGCACUCGCGAGCUAUCAGAAGGCUCUGCAGGUUUUGGGCGAUAGGAAAACGAAUCCGGAGAUAUGGGAUACGGUCAUGUGGGAUUUCUCAACGACACUAUACACGAAAGCUACGCUAUUGCAGGAUUAUCCUACGACUGAAUAUAAAAGAGAAGAGGAAUUGGAGAGAGAAGUGGUAGAUACUCUCCAGAAGGCACUCAAACAUUGUGAUAUAGACACGCCGGGACCACGUCAGCCGGUUUAUCAAUUCCGCGCUGCGACUAUUCAACAUCGAUUGGCUUCGUUAUACCAUCGUGUGUAUCGAGAAAUGGAGUCGGACGCGGAUAAUAGCAAGAAAAAGACGAGUUUGCAGUUGUGCAAAUUGUAUUACGAUAAAGCGGCGAAACUGUUGCUCUCGUUAGAGCAGAGCACGGAAUAUUUGACGGUUCAAAUGGAAAGAGUCGCCCUGGCGGAAUACCAAGCGCGUAAUGGCACUACUUUCAAUAGUAAGUUAAAAGCAUACCAAAACGGUCUUGAGUUAAUUUUGCAAUGUAUACCUAUUAUGGAAAUACUAUGCGAGCGAGGUAAUCCGACGAGACAAAAGAUACUCGAUAACAAAACAGAGUACGAUAACUCUGAAUGCGAGAAAGUGGCCGAAGAACAAAAGUUAAUGGAUGAUGAAGAAAACCUCGUAGUUCUGUUAGAACAAAGAUUACAGUUUCUUCUACGAUCAUUAACCAAGCUAUUCCUCAGCAAAAGUCCGGUGCACAACAAAAAAGAACACGAGACGCUCGCAAACCUGUACAAGCAGUGUUACGUCCGAACGUUACGACCAGACACAAUGUCGGGAUUCACUUUAGUAAAGCACAUGGCAAAAGUUCUACAAGAUAUCGACAAUACGUUAAAGCAAGCGGAAUCUUAAUUAAAGUAUGAAUAAACACCGUGUACAGUUAGUGACUUAAGAAAAUGUAUAAGAUGUACAAUAUAAGAGUAUUGUUUUUUAAGAAGA